Molecule: messenger RNA, 1666 nt
Organism: Osmerus eperlanus (European smelt)
Lineage: Eukaryota; Metazoa; Chordata; Actinopteri; Osmeriformes; Osmeridae
Exons: 6
Coding region: 79-1017 (312 amino acids)
Source: RefSeq, a predicted model, not a curated record
UGGGCGGGACUUACUGAAACGCAAGACGCGGAAACUCGAUUCAGUUGGUUGUGUCUAACUAUUUUACAUUCAGAAAUAAUGGUACACCACGAAUUGACUGCACGUCUUAAUGAUGGUGGGUAUAAAAACUGGCUUAAAGCUGGAAUCUGUCUGCUCCAUCUUCGGGAGGGGUUGCACGCGUUCACUAAUAGGGAGAUGAAACGUUUCCAUGAAAAUCUACUCAAUCGAAACCAGAUCCUCCGGCGGCCGUGUCAGCGUUCUUGCAGACCGAAAAACAACCAGCUGUAUUCUGAGUGUGUGGUAUGUGCGGAGUGGCGGUCAGAGAUCUUAAAGCAUCACACACAUCCUGGGGGGACAAUAAACUGGGGGAACUGCAGACCCCAACUCUGGUCACAAGACCACUGGGAACUGGCAAAGGCCUACAUGCCUCGGGGGCAGACCGGUGAGAAGGGCGCAGAUAAGUGUGAUGCCUCAGCUCUGCUUAACCUCCUCAACUACUGUGAUCACUUCAGCUACAUAGACCAGGAACGAGUCAGAAAGGUGAUCCAUUGCAGAAAUGAGCUGAUGCAUUCCUGUGGUAUGCAGGUUGGUGAUGAGUGGAUGAGGCGAUACAAGGCGUGCUUAGAAAGGCUCCUGCAGCUGCUCACCAAUGUUCCAGAGGUGGCAGCAGCCAAUCAGCAAAUACACAAGACGCUAACUGCUGAGUGGUCAGUCUGUGUUUCUGGGGUGGACCAAGUGGACAUGUCUGGGGAGGUCAGACAUGAAGCCGUUUGUAUGAGCCAAUGGGAAAUUGAGGCUGGCUCCAUUAGCCAAUGGGAAGUAGAGCUGCUGAGAGAACGGUUGCAGGAACUGCAGUUUGACGCUGAUGCACAGGAGUUUGGGGAGAUGCAGAGCCUGAGGGAGUUCCUGCUUGCCAACCCAGAUCUGGGAGAGCAGUUGUCUCCAGAGCUCCAAGAGAUCACCUCACUGGGGAGGAAAAGAAAGAGAGAGGAGCAGAGUGAGCCUGUUCAGGACUGACGUUACCUUGGGAGAUCUAGGAGUGCUGUUAUGCUGACACUCAGCAUUCAUGGAUGGGGUUUGGUUGUUGGUAUGAUCCCAAAAGCCGAGUGCCAAAGAUGAUCACAGUCAUGCUGACAUUCAGUAUAACAGCACAACCUCUUCAACACAACAUCCUCGACAAGGGUUGUGUAUUUAUACAAAAAGUGGUUGCUGAGUCUCUAUUCUCAGAAGUCCGUUUCAUCAGUGGAACUUCUGCAUUGCUAGCGACUUUACCUUUUGGAUAAGUGGUGAGGGAGCAUGUAUGUGUUCAUCAUAAUGCACACAUCACAUGGUCACACACAGUUGAGUCAACCAUGACUUCCUGGUUUUGGUGGAUAAAAGCCUGAGGCUGUGAAGAGUUUGUUUUGAACACCAAAUUGGUCUGAGGCAGCAGAAGGUAUAGAUAACUGUUCCUCCGGGAUUUUGGUAUCUUAUUAUUCACGUAGAAGCCUUUUCUCUAUUUAUACAGGCUACAUAUUGCAUUUUAUUAGACUCGUUCAACCACUUGUGUUUCUACUUUGUUUAUGCAGCCUAUGAAGGAUUACUGAAAAUCAUAAAUGUUUGUGUUCUUAUGACUUUUGCAAUAAACAAUGUCACUUUAUAGUGAAUGAGGUUUGCUGCAUUGACA